Messenger RNA from Dacryopinax primogenitus, 411 nucleotides. RefSeq lists its product as uncharacterized. NCBI's taxonomy places the organism in Eukaryota, Fungi, Basidiomycota, Dacrymycetes, Dacrymycetales, Dacrymycetaceae. The record is from RefSeq and is a predicted model, not a curated record. The transcript has 2 exons. The coding region runs from base 12 to 215 and encodes 67 amino acids.
GGGGGAUUUAUAUGACUGCGGGUGAUCGUGGCUCUGCUGUCUUCUACCCGUACCUUCACACGCACCCACAAGUAUGCCGAGGCUUGGUUGUAGAACUCAAAGUAUUGCAAAUAGUACAAUCGCACUCUUCUGUCUCCCUUGCGGUGCCCUGCCCGCUUGCCGUGAUACUUGUAAGCUGCCCCCUGACCGUUGACGUGGCGCUUGCAAGUCGCUAGAAGAUCCGAAGCAAUGCGUUAGAGGAGCAGAGUAAGCUGGCAAGAAGCGCCCUAUUGUCCGGGUACAAGCAAUAUCGGACGAGCUCGAGGGAAAGCUGUACCGCCCUUGGCUCAUCACCCUUGCGGAGGCACACACACGCAACUCUGCGGAUCACUCGGCAAUUCCGACACAAGAUGACUAGAAUGCUUCAUCAUC